AUGCCAUAUCCUGAUGAAGCGUCUUUAGCUGAUUCACAAAAUCGGCUAAUAUAUGAGGAGCGUUGUUACACCCAAUCAGAUCGUGGAAACGAGUUCGAAAGGCAGAUUAGUAUGCUAAACGAUGAACAACGGUCUGUUUUUGAAGAGAUACUGAAAGCCGUUGAAGGUGACGCAGGUGGUGUAUUCUUUGUCUAUGGAUAUGGUGGAACCGGUAAAACAUUCUUAUGGAAGACAUUGUCUGCGACAAUUAGAUCUAAGGGUCAAAUUGUAUUAAAUGUAGCAUCAAGUGGAAUUGCAUCGUUGCUACUGACUGGGGACAGGACUGCACACUCCCGGUUUCAUAUUCCUUUAAAUCUUACUGAGGAUUCAGUUUGUCAUAUAAAACCAGACAGUGACACAGCUAGAUUACUACGUGAAACCAAGUUAAUUAUAUGGGAUGAAGCCCCAAUGGUUCAUAAACACGCAUUCGAAGCUUUGGAUAGAACGAUGAAUGACAUAUUCAAUAUGGACACUUCCAUAGAUUCUGAAAUUUCAUUUGGAGGUAAGGUUAUUGUUUUUGGUGGUGAUUUUCGACAAAUUCUUCCUGUUGUCCCCAAUGGUGGAAGACAAGAGAUAGUGAAUGCCUCGCUUUGUUCGUCAUAUUUAUGGAGUAAAUGCAAGUUGCUAAGGCUAACAAAAAACAUGAGAUUAACCAUUGGACGCUCUACAUCUGAGAUUCAAGAUAUCAACAAUUUUGCCAAGUGGCUUUUGGAUUUGGGUGAGGGAAAUGUUGGUUGUCCUAAUGACGGGGAAGCAUCUAUUGAAAUACCACCGGAUCUUCUAAUUAACGACACCUCUGAUCCGAUUUCAUCUUUAAUUGAUUUCGUUUACCCUUCAAUUUUAGAUAACUACAACAAUCAUAACUACUUUAGCGAGAGGGCUAUACUUGCGCCUAAGAACGAGGUUGUGCAUGAGAUAAAUGACAGGUUGUUAGCGUUAUUCCCAGGCGAAGAAAGAGAGUAUCUAAGCUCCGACAGUCUUUGUCAGACUGAGAAUCCUAAUUCAACACAGCAGAAACUAUACUCACCAGAUGUGUUGAAUGGUCUUAAAGUAUCAGGUUUGCCUAAUCACAGGUUAGUACUCAAAGUUGGUGUGCCAGUAAUGCUAUUACGUAACAUUGACCAACAAAAUGGUUUAUGCAACGGUACGAGGUUACAGAUAAAAAGAUUAUACAACCGUGUCAUAGAAGCAGAAAUCAUAUCCGGAGGAAAUAUCGGCACUCGCACCUACAUACCAAGACUUAAUUUGAUACCUUCAGACAAAAAAAUUCCUUUUGCGUUUCAAAGGAGGCAAUUUCCGAUAGCUGUGUGUUUUGCGAUGACUAUCAACAAAAGUCAAGGUCAGUCGCUAUCAAGGGUUGGUCUGUACUUGAGACAACCUGUUUUUACGCAUGGUCAGUUGUAUGUGGCUUUAUCAAGGGUAAAAUCCAGAGACGGAGUGUAA
This is a messenger RNA of Helianthus annuus (common sunflower), 1482 nucleotides long. RefSeq names its product ATP-dependent DNA helicase pif1-like. Lineage: Eukaryota; Viridiplantae; Streptophyta; Magnoliopsida; Asterales; Asteraceae. Gene Ontology annotation, molecular function: DNA helicase activity. The transcript has a single exon. The record is from RefSeq and is a predicted model, not a curated record. Gene Ontology annotation, biological process: DNA repair; telomere maintenance. Bases 1 to 1482 code for a protein of 493 amino acids.